This is a messenger RNA of Amphibalanus amphitrite, 427 nucleotides long. RefSeq names its product toxin Tbo-IT2-like. Gene Ontology annotation, molecular function: ion channel inhibitor activity. The transcript has 3 exons. Bases 44 to 367 code for a protein of 107 amino acids. Lineage: Eukaryota; Metazoa; Arthropoda; Thecostraca; Balanomorpha; Balanidae. Gene Ontology annotation, cellular component: extracellular region. The record is from RefSeq and is a predicted model, not a curated record.
CGAGGCGCCGCGCCGGUCAGAGGUGCUCCGGACGCCGGCAGCCAUGAACACGGUCGCCCUGCUGGUAUCGCUGUCCCUGGUAGCAGCCGCUGCCGCUGCCGCCGCCAGCCCGAGCGGUCGCGGCCAGCCCGAACACUUCCAACACAGCCCCGGCGGCGAUGACGCCCCGGAGGAGGUGGACGACUACUCGGCCCUGCUGGCCGGGCUGCUCAGGAGCCAUGACAAGCGCUCGUGCAUCCCGCGCGGCAGCUCGUGCGACGCCCGUCCGUACGACUGCUGUUCGCAGGGCACGUGCCGCUGCAACCUCUGGGGCAGCAACUGCAAGUGCGCGCGCGGCAGCCUGUUCGCCGCCUGGGGCCGCCGCUAGAGCAGCGCGCGCGGUAGGCACGGCGCGACUGGCCGCUCUGUCGUCAAUACAUGUCUGACC